AGCUCUAACAAUUUUUGUGCUGUGGAAAUCUGGGCCUAAACUUUUGACACAUGGGUUUUCAGCUUUGAGGUGUGGAGGUAUGUUAAGGAGAAAAUGAUAGUCACUUGUUUAUAUUUUCAUUGCUAUGGAAACCGUGUUGUAUCUUAUGGCUGACCGUAUAAGUAACAUUAAAUAAAAGAGAGAUCCUUAUGAUUUUUCACCAUUAUGCUUCAGAUUUGAUACUUUCUCCUUCAUUGCUGGAUUCUUUAAUUUUCAUAAACUUUUUUCCUUUUUGGGGUCAUGUAUAUCUUAAGAAAAUAAUUUUGCAUCCAAUCUUUAAUGUGCUUUUGUUUUUUAACUUCUUCACUCUCCCUAUGUUUAUAGUUUGAAUCUCUUUUUUUUUUCCAGCAGUAGCUCUUUAACAUUAUAAAUAAAAUCUCCUGCAAAUGCUAUCCAGUUGGACGAGAGGUUUGGUGAUUAACACAUAAAUAGUCAUAGGGCUAGUUUUUGCUAUCUUGUAGAGAAGAGUUGCUGAUUGUGAAACAAUGUCGAUAGAUAGAUAUUUUAUAAUCAUCUUUUUUUCUUGUUUAUCCAGUUCCCUGCCAUCCAAUUAUAUUCACCAUGAAUAUAACUAGGUAUUGGAUGACAUCUAACUUGUUGGGUCGGUAUUGUUGCAUUAAGUGCAGCCACCUGGCGGUGUAGUUGCAUUAUUAAAUGGUUAAUUUCCUAAUAAUACAUCUGGUCUGACAGUAUUGAAACUUGAUGACAGUGCCAUAUUAGUGACAUUUUCUCUGGUAGUUCUAUUGCAUGCCAGCCCUUGUUUAGAGGUGCCCAAAUUCUAUUUAAAGCUCAGUAGGCAGGUACAGUCAUCUCUCUCAAUCAUUGCAGUUUUGGCUUAAUGACGAAACAACUCUCCAGCAUCGGAAGUCCGAAAAGGAGAAAGGUAAACUCUCAUUACUAGUGAGGGAAAUGGCUGGACGAGUUGCUUCCUCUCAAGCCACCGACGCAUUUGAGUACAUGUUGCUUGAGGGAGACCCUGAUCAUCUUAGUACUGUUUUCUCUACCCCAAAUAGGAUAAGCCCAUGGAUUGAUCCAACUAUGCUGAAACUGAAGCAUCGAAUAGGGCGGGGUCCUUUUGGGGAUGUUUGGAUAGCAACUCAUCACCACCUCACUGAAGAUGAGAGUCGCUUUUAUGAAGUUGCUGUGAAGAUGUUAUAUCCUAUUAAAGAUGAUCAGCUCCAGGUUUUCUCGGCCAGGUUUGAUGAAAUAUUCUGCAAAUGCCAAGGGGUAGAGAGUGUUUGCUUUUUGCAUGGUAUAUCAAUCCAAAAUGGAAGGGUUUGCAUAGCAAUGAAAUUUUAUGAGGGAUCAGUUGGAGAUAAAAUGGCUCGUCUUAAAGGUGGAAGGCUACCACUAUCUGAUGCCUUAAGGUAUGGUUCUGAUUUGGCUCAGGGAGUAUUGGAUCUCCACUCUAAAGGAUUACUGGUCCUUAAUCUUAAGCCAUGCAACUUCCUUCUUGACGAAAAUGACCGUGCAGUUCUUGGAGAUUUUGGGGUUCCAUCUUUGCUUCUUGGGCUUUCACUGCCGAGCCCAGACCUGGUUCAUAGGCUCGGGACACCAAAUUACAUGGCUCCAGAACAAUGGAAACCUAAGAUUAGGGGUCCUAUAAGUUUCGAGACUGAUUCAUGGGGAUUUGGCUGCAGCAUUGUGGAGAUGUUGAGUGGUGUACAGCCUUGGCGCGGCAAGUCUCCUGAUGAAAUCUAUCAUUUGGUUGCGAUAAAGAAAGAAAGGCCAAACAUACCGAGCGGGUUACCUCGUGAGGUCGAAGAUGUUCUUGUCGGUUGCUUCGAGUAUGACUUGCGUAAUCGCCCUCAGAUGACCGAUAUAUUGCGUGCAUUUCAAAGCUGCAAAGAUGCAGAUCACAGCAACAAUAACUGGAGCGAUCCCGAAAGCCAGACAACAAACAACGUAAGCCGUGCAAGUUACACUGACUGGUCCCUCUUGAAGGACCGCUUUCAAGUGGGCGAUGUGGUCCGCUCAAGAAAGCCCAAGAACUCCUGCAGACCCGAAAGCAUGGAGAUCCCGGAAGGAACCAUAGUCGGCAUGGAAACUAAUAAUGAAAAUCGCGACAGCUUCAUUCUAGUUAGGGUCCAUGGAUUCCAUGACCCAUUGAGAGUCCACUCCUCAACAGUGGAAAGAGUAACUUAUGGUUUCUCCCCCGGUGACUGGGUAAGGCUAAAAGAAGAGGACAAGAAGAAAUCUCAAGUGGGUAUUCUUCACAGCAUCGAUCGUGAUGGUACGGUAGCAGUAGGUUUGAUUGGAAUGGAGACUCUUUGGAAAGGGCGCUAUUCGGAGCUUCAAAUGGCCAAAUCCUAUUGUGUUGGUCAGUUCUUGAGGAUUAAAGCUAGCAUAUCGAGCCCAAGGUUUGAGUGGCCGCGUAAAAGAGGCGGAGCUUGGGCCACAGGGAGGAUCUCGCAAAUACUCGCAAAUGGGUGCCUUGUGGUGAAAUUCCCCGGAAAGUUUACCCUUGGAGAAGAUUAUACCUUUUUAGCCGACCCUUCGGAGGUUGAGGUGGUGAGCUUCGAUACCUGCGAGGGUCUUGUGAAGAAGUACCAGCACCUUGAGGACUUCCACUGGGCCGUUAGGCCUUUGGUCAUUGCUCUAGGUUUGUUCACAGCAUUGAAAGUGGGAAUAUUUGUGGGGAAGAGCGUGGGGAGGUCGAAGAAAACGAGGAAGGUCGCGAACAUCUCUGAGCAUGGGGGUGAGCAGCAGCAGCAGCAGCAGCAGGAGGGGCAAAAGGGGGGAAAUGCGGCGUGGCUACCCCCGUCGGUGGCGAACGUGCUUUUCAGAGAAGGCGCGCCGCCUCCUAGUCGGUAAAUCUAUAACAAAGAAAAUUCUAGACUUUGCACUGUUGCUUAUAAACAUUAAGUACUCAGUGGAUGUGUAUAUAGCUGGGGGCUUAAAACCAUAGGGAUCUUCUCUUUUGGCUGUUUGUAUAUAAUACUUAACUUUAAAUAUUAACCGUUGCUUGUCGGGAAAAAAAAAAACUUAUUUUAAUUGAUCUUCUGGAAUCCCAAAUGCUGUCUGUCGUAUGUUUAUAUGGCUGAGGUGGCGUUAGGUAUAUGUUUUGGGUGCGCCAACGUCAAAAUGCUGGCCCGUGUGAGCCGGAACUCAGCAAGGUGUUUGGCGAUUAUAUCAGGUGGAAUGUGGUUUUGGCGAAAGCAUCCUGGGGAUUGCUUUUGCGAUCACAGUUCGUGCUCCCAAACAGCCCUUGGUAGUUCUUAAAUUUUUUUCUCUUAUGCGCUUGUAAGUUAUAUUCAGAGUUUUACGUGC
Molecule: messenger RNA, 3309 nt
Organism: Ananas comosus (pineapple)
Lineage: Eukaryota; Viridiplantae; Streptophyta; Magnoliopsida; Poales; Bromeliaceae
Product: E3 ubiquitin-protein ligase KEG
Exons: 5
Coding region: 949-2853 (634 amino acids)
Biological process (GO): protein phosphorylation
Molecular function (GO): protein kinase activity; ATP binding
Source: RefSeq, a predicted model, not a curated record